AUGGAUAACUGCCGUCGAACAACAGCUCCCUUCAAACCAUGGAAGAAAGGCCCCACCAGAGGCAAAGGUGGACCCCAGAACGCCGCCUGUGAGUUCCGCGGCGUCCGUCAAAGAACUUGGGGCAAAUGGGUGGCGGAAAUCAGAGAACCCAAGAAACGAACCAGACUAUGGUUGGGUUCUUUUGCUACAGCCGAAGAAGCUGCCAUGGCUUACGAUGAAGCUGCCAGAAGACUUUAUGGACCUGAUGCUUACCUCAACUUACCCCAUCUUCGAUCCAACUUCAAUCCUCUUAACAAAUCACACAAAUUCAAAUGGUUUUCUUCCAACAAGUUCAUGUCUAUCUUUCCGGCAACUGGUUUGCUUAAUCUUAAUGCGCAACCGAGUGUUCAUGUAAUCCAUCAGAGACUUGAAGAACUGAAGAGAACUCAGGUAUCGUCGUCUUCUUCAUCCAGCUCCAACAGUUCUUCGAUUGUUGAUCAGAUCAGCCAUGAUCAAGUUCAAGUUACUAGCGAGAAUUCGAAAACCCAUCUCAAAGAAAGCGUCCAGAAGCCUCAGAUCGAUCUCAAUGAGUUCCUUCAGCAACUCGGAGUGCUGAAAAAAGAUGAGCAAACGGAUAAAGUUACCAGUGACGAAAGUUAUUGUGGAUUUAAGGAGAUUGAAUUGUCAUCGUCUUCAAAAGCAGUUGUUGAAGAAUCAGAUUUGGGAGAGGAAGAUUUCAACUGGGAUGUGUUGAGUGAGAUACAUGGAUCUCAUGAUGAUUAUAAUAAUCAGAUUUUUGAUGUUCAUGAUCAUGAUCAGGAACUGGUUUUGCCCACCACUAUCUGGAAUUUUUGA
This is a messenger RNA of Lactuca saligna, 834 nucleotides long. Lineage: Eukaryota; Viridiplantae; Streptophyta; Magnoliopsida; Asterales; Asteraceae. The record is from the annotation of a GenBank genome assembly.